AUGGCGAAGAGUGAUGCCUCUUUCCUAUUCGCUGGCACCUCUUUCGAUCGCAAGAAAUUUCCCACUGUCUUCAGUAAAUUCAAGGAGAAAAAAGAGCCGGAUGCUGAUUCUUUAGAAGGACAGAAAUUCAUCGAAAAUGGGGAAUCUGCACUAACGAAUGAGGACACGGAGAUCAAAUUUCAAUCUAACAACAAGAAGAAGAGAAAGAGGAAAACAACAACUACUUCUGACCCAGUAGAAGGAUUCAGUGUGUUCCGGAGUUCAAAAUCCAAAAAAGUUAAAGAAGAUGAGCAAGAUGGUCAAGAGGAAACUGAUGAGGCAAAGAAGGAAUACCAUCGUCAAUUAGAGAGGGAUGCUAUUUUCCGAAAGAAGCUCAACAUUCAUGUUUCUGGGAGUAAUGUCCCUUCUCCUCUUCAGAGCUUUGCAGAAUUAAAGUCAAGGUAUAAAUGUAAAUCAUAUAUUUUGCGGAAUCUGGCAGAACUUGGAUUCAAAGAGCCAACACCAAUCCAAAGGCAGGCUAUUCCAGUUCUCCUAUCUGGACGUGAAUGCUUUGCGUGUGCUCCAACUGGCUCUGGUAAAACCUUUGCCUUUGUCUGUCCAAUAUUGAUGAGACUCAAGCGUGCUUCCGAUGUUGGUGUUCGAGCAGUAUUCCUUUGCCCUACACGGGAGUUGGCAGCUCAGACAGCAAGAGAAUGUAAGAAGCUGGCUAGAGGGAAAAAGUUCCGGAUCAAGUUGAUGACCAAACAACUCGUUAAAGGUGCUGACUUUUCAAAGCUACCAUGUGACAUACUCAUCUCAACACCAUUUCGCGUGCAGUUUGCAGUUCGUAAAAGGAAGCUUGAUUUGAGCAAGGUGGAAUUCUUAGUCCUUGACGAAUCUGAUAAGCUAUUUGAGCUGGGGUUGGUGAAGCAGGUUGACUCAGUGGUUAAGGCAUGCUCUAACCCUAAAAUCUUGCGGUCAUUGUUUAGUGCUACUUUGCCUGAUACUGUGGAAGACCUUGCACGCACAAUAAUGCAUGAUGCUGUCCGUGUUAUUAUUGGUAGGAAGAAUUCUGCUUCUGAAUCAAUAAAGCAAAAGUUGGUAUAUGUAGGAAGUGAAGAUGGGAAGCGUCUUGCUCUGCGACAAAUUUUCCAAGAGGGUUGGAAUCCACCAGUACUGGUGUUUGUUCAAAACAAGGAGCGGGGAAAAGAGCUUUAUAAUGAGUUGAAAUUUGAUGAUUUAAGAGCUGAUGUGAUACAUGCUGACCUAUCGCAGAUACAGCGGGAAGAUGCCGUGAAUAACUUUCGAGCAGGGAAAACUUGGGUCCUGAUUGCAACUGAUGUAAUCGCUCGUGGUAUGGAUUUUAAGGGUGUCAACUGUGUUAUUAAUUAUGAUUUUCCAGAUUCUGCUGCAGCAUAUAUCCACAGGAUCGGUCGUUGUGGUAGAGCGGGUAGAAGUGGGGAGGCUAUUACAUUGUACACGGAAGCUGAUGUUCCAUACUUGCGAAACGUAGCUAACGUGAUGACUGCAUCUGGCUGUGAAGUCCCUUCGUGGAUGUUAUCCUUGCCUAAAAAGAAGUGGAAGAAGCACAGACCACAAAGGGAGGCCAUUUCAACUAAUUCUGUUGAUGAGGAAGAAGAAUAG
Molecule: messenger RNA, 1623 nt
Organism: Oldenlandia corymbosa var. corymbosa
Lineage: Eukaryota; Viridiplantae; Streptophyta; Magnoliopsida; Gentianales; Rubiaceae
Source: the annotation of a GenBank genome assembly